This is a messenger RNA of Perkinsus marinus ATCC 50983, 179 nucleotides long. RefSeq lists its product as hypothetical. The annotation marks the transcript as partial. NCBI's taxonomy places the organism in Eukaryota, Perkinsozoa, Perkinsida, Perkinsidae. The transcript has a single exon. The record is from RefSeq and is a predicted model, not a curated record.
GUGACUUGGUCUAUUGGUAUCAUGGACCUGGAAGAAUCAAGCUAAAUGCUAAGUGGGUUGGUCCCUAUAGAGUUGUCGAAGUCUAUCCUACAAGAGUUAUUCUGCGAAUUGAGAACCUCAAGACGAAGCAAAGUCACUAUGUUCAUGCUAAUGCAUUGAAGUUUGCUAAUGUUCGUCAA